Molecule: messenger RNA, 549 nt
Organism: Prorocentrum cordatum
Lineage: Eukaryota; Dinophyceae; Prorocentrales; Prorocentraceae
Source: the annotation of a GenBank genome assembly
AUGCUGGAGCGCUGCGAGCAGACAGAGAAGUCGCCUCUGGUGGGCCCUUUUCCAGCGCUCAGGUGGAUCAAGUCGGCGGCCCCGAGGCUGAACGAGUCCAUGACGACAGUCGAGCGGCGGGCGCGCUUCCUGGGGUGCGUGGUGAAGGCGUUCCUGAGAAGCGCCGUGCAGGCCGCCUGCCCAGGGCAGCCGCUUGCCAAGGACGUGCUCGAGGAGAGGGAUAUGGACGAUAUUGCCAAGCGCAUUCCCGUGAUGGAUCUGAUGAUGAGCCCGCUCGCUCAGGCCUUGCGGCGGCACCCCGAUUAUUCUGGCCAGUAUCUGGUGAAGGACGAGUACCUGGGCGAGAUAUCCAUCGGCGACCCACAGGGCAACGGCAAAAACGUCAUCAUGAGAGUGACGAAAGACAGCUCAGGGAGCCCAACACUUCAGACAGUUGCGGAGGAGCUGGUGUCUUGGAACAUCUCGCAGGAGGAGGCAUCCAAGAUCUUCGAGGACGCAACAGGGGCUCAUGCGAGGAGCAACGCUAUCAUGCAGUCUCCGGGCCCCUAG